GGCUCAGAAAGUGCCAUGGGGACCGCCAUCAGCCUGGCUGGGCUCAAAGGCCAACAAGUGGUCUAUGACAGCUACUACUCGCCCCUCAGCACCUCAAGGCCUCGCGAGGGCCUGGAGGUCCACUUCUCGCUCCUCUCGGGGCAGGUGCUGACACUGACGCUGAGCCGCAAGGCCACGGUGCAAGCAGCGAGGCGGCAGAUCGCAGGUCUGUGCUGCGUCCCAGAUCAGGCCGUCCAUGUCAUAUGCGCCGGCGAACCUCUCCCAGACGAGUUGCGGCUGGUGGGCUUGGAGCAGACGCUGCACGUCAUCUUCAACUCCAGCCGCCUCAAGGGCCCUGUGAAGGGCCACGCGACGGCCGGCAUUUGGCACGGGCUGCAGGCGCGGGCGUUGCUGCUGAACCCGGUGCCGCGGGGGUCUUCGGGUGAGGGCACCUUCCAUAUUCACGAAGGUGGCAUGCAGUCCUUCCUCUACACCUCCCAUGAGAUCUACUCGCUCAGUGCCACCAAGAAGCCAGGAGGAGCCGGACGAAACUUCGCCAUCCGGAUCGAGGGCUUGGAGAAGUACCGAGCGAGAAUCCACCGGCCGUUGUCACACAAGGCCUAUGCCCUCUACGAUGACGCGACCAGCUCAGGAGCCCGCGAGAUGGGGGUUCUUUAUCUCCGCAGCAAGCGGCGCGUGGGCCCAUCGGACGUGGAGUUCGUCAUGCCCCGAGUGAACGAGGACGGGGCUGCGGCAUGCCUGCGAGCAUCGUCAGAGUCCAUUUGCCAGAGGUACGACCGGGGACGUGUGGAGCAUUUGCAAGUCUUGACUGGCAGCUGUGCAGAGUCGAGAAUUGAGCUUCGCUGGCAAGAUGACUGCAUUUUUGAAGCCCAAGCUGCGGACAACUCCUGGGCUGUCAGCUUUCAACACCCAUUGUCGCAUUUCCAAGCUUUUGGAAUCAUGAUUGGAAUGCUCGACAAUGCUUGCUUAGCGAGUUUUCACAAGUGAUGCAUGCAAUCGGCAGUCUCAGCCAACCUUCUAAUAACGAAGGCUUUGUGGAGGACAUUUGGAACA
Molecule: messenger RNA, 1053 nt
Organism: Effrenium voratum
Lineage: Eukaryota; Dinophyceae; Suessiales; Symbiodiniaceae
Source: the annotation of a GenBank genome assembly